Molecule: messenger RNA, 1344 nt
Organism: Blumeria graminis f. sp. triticale
Lineage: Eukaryota; Fungi; Ascomycota; Leotiomycetes; Helotiales; Erysiphaceae
Source: the annotation of a GenBank genome assembly
AUGUCUGAUUUGGAUAAUAAGAAAGCUCAUUACUCCCCUCCCUGGGCAGAUGUAUGUAUUAUAGGAAUUGCUGGUAGUUCAGGCUCCGGUAAAUCAACACUUUCGAAGACCAUUGUUGCGAAAAUGAACUUACCUUGGGUUGUGAUCCUUCCCAUGGACUCAUUCUACAAAACACUGGAUCCAGAAUCUUCUCAAAAAGCCUUUCGAAAUGAGUUCGACUUCGAUAGCCCAGAUGCCAUCGAUUUCGAUGUUCUCGUCGGUAGACUACGUGACCUGAAGGCUGGAAAGAGUGCUGAAAUUCCAAUUUAUUCUUUUUCCAAGCAUGCUAGAGAAGAAAAAACUACCUCUAUUUACUCUCCACAUGUUAUGAUUCUAGAGGGCAUCUUCGCUCUGUACGAUACUCGUGUUUUAGAACUUCUGGAUAUGAAAAUUUUUUGCGAAGCAGAUACGGACUUGUGUCUAUCUCGCCGAAUACUCAGAGAUUUGAAAGAACGUGACAGAGAUAUGGAAGGCUGCAUCAAGCAAUGGUUUCAAUUCGUCAAACCAAAUUUCGAGCGCUAUGUAGAGCCCCAAAGAAAAAUUGCUGAUAUCAUAAUCCCUCGAGGUGUGGAGAAUAAAGUGGCAAUCACCAUGGUCACUCAAUUUAUUGAGAAAAAACUCCUAGAGAAAUCGAAUCUACAUCGUGCUAAACUCAAAAUUCUAGGGCAAAGCGCUAGUGAUCAUAGUCUCUCGGAUAAAGUACUUAUACUUGAAGAUACCCGCCAGCUUCAAGCCAUGAACACGAUUCUUCAAGAUGAUUUAACGUCUGCAGAGGAGUUCAUUUUCUAUUUUGAUAGAGUGUCAACUUUACUUGUGGAGAAUGCCCUAAAUAUUACCCGGUUCAAGCCAAAGCUUAUCCAUAUUUCGGAUGGGAAAACAUUCAGUGGCCUCGAGCCAGUUGGUGAGACGAGUGCUGUCGUUGUACUUCGUGCAGGCUCUUCAUUUGAGACAGGGCUAAAGAGAGUUUCACCUGACUGCCGAACCGGAAGGAUACUUAUUCAGUCCAAUGAUCGGAACGGUGAGCCUGAGUUACACUACUUAAAGCUUCCUGAUGACAUUCACACACAUGAUACUGUAUUAAUACUUGAUCCGCAGUUGUCAAGUGGAGGAGCGGCUCUGAUGGCUGUACAGGUUCUCAUUGAUCAUGGUGUUGCACAAGACAGAAUAGUAUUUGUUACAUACUUUUCAGGGAGAAUGGGCCUAAACCGCUUAACACAUGUUUUUCCGCAUCUUCACGUUGUAGUUUGCAAGAUCACUGGUGACAUUCAAGAACGGUGGAUUGAAAAGAAAUACUUCGGAUGCUGA